AUGGGGAGCUCCGAGAGUGUGCUGCCAGAGGGGCCCGCUGCAAAGGCUUUGCAGGAGAUGACGAAGCCCAAGCGGAUUGCGAUCACAGACAGCUUUUGGUUCGAGCUGCUCAAAGUGCAGCUGCCAGGAAUGCUGAAGCCUGGCUUCUUUGAGUCCCACUAUGCGGAGCCAACGGUGCUUGAUGCAUUAGUGAGAGACGCAUACUUUCUGCAGCUCGUUGCGACCAACGAGCACAGCGCGAACUUCCGCACCUUCUUACGCUUCUGGGCCAGGCUUCUCCACUAUUACCGGACUUCUCCGGCAGAUGCGAAGCCUUGCACCUUCUCAGCCGUCCUCAGCCUGUCGCUGCUGUGCCGCUGCCUCCUGAAGCAGUUUGCCGAGUGCUUUGCCGCGCACGAGCUACUCUUCCAGCUUGAGCAGGUGCCGCUCCAUGAGGAUGAGGCCUCGGUCCAGGAAGGCCACAUCCCGGUGAACUACCGGGGCAAGCGGUUGCAAGUGAGAUGGCCGGAACAGCCAUCAGAAGGCUCUUUGAAGUCUUUGCUAGUGGAGCCCAUGUGCGCGCUGUGUCCAGAGGACGCGGCUGCGCUGCAAGAGAGCUGCAUGCUGAGAGUGCUGCCCACUGGUGAGAGCGUCUCGAUGCUCGAGGCUGCCGAGCGGAUGGUGGAAGCUGACGUUUCGGAAUUGGUGCUUUGCCCCACGGCUGUGCCGUCAUACCAAGGCAGUGUACUUCGAAGCGUCUUCCGGGAGUUGGCGGACUUCCUCGUGUGCUCGACCUUCGGUGCGAUGAGCAGCACGCCAUCGGUGCAAGGCGAAGAGGAUGAUGGGGAGCAGCGGCGAAAUCUCUCCAUGUCUCCCACCACGAUGAGACUGCAGGCACUUCUGUACGAGAUUCUUCUGCUGCUGUCUGCAGUGGUAGCUGCCACUGCGACGGACACGGGGACAGGAUAUCGCAGCACCUGCGCGCCCCUCGUCUUCGCCGCCGCGGAGCGGCGGAGGGCGGAGGCGGCCUUCCGCCUGCGGGCGCAGGCGGCGGAGGCCGCAGGCCAGAGAAUGUCUUCGUCCUCCCAGGAGGAGGCUGGAAACGGUGAACUCGAGCCAAAGUUGCCGAGUGGAGACUCUGCCAAGCUACCCUUUCUGCAAGCUUUGCUGGAGGUGCUGCAGGAGGAAGCUGAGGAGGUGGGAACGGAGGAGAGCAAUGGAACGCGCAUCGGUACUGGGACAGCCAACGUUGCUCCCCCAGACUCGAGCCGGGCCAAGGCCUUUUUGGCGACCUUGCUGAACAUCGUGUGGCUGGAGCCGCAUGCUGCGCUUCUUCCAAAUCCGCCCAAAGAGGUCCUGAGCCUCAUGAGCAUGAAUCCUGCAGAUCCGGACAGCGCGCCCUUCCGGGGCGUCGAGGUGUCAAAGCUCUACUUGGCGUCUUCCGAGCUCAUGCCUGGCCUGCCGUCGGGCUUCGUGGGAGACGACGGUGCUGCUGUGGAAGCUGGCAGCGCGGGCAAAGCUCUAUCCAAGCGAGCCUUGUUGGUGCUUUUGCUACUGCUUUUCCACUCUCCACAGGAUCACCCGAGGAUCGCGCAGGCCUUUGCCUCUCUGGCGGAUCCGCGGCUGGAUCAGCACGACUGCGCCGGGGGCUUUGGACGACUCGCCGAAGGGCUAGCCUCGAGAGGGCGAUUGAAGUUGGUGGUGAAGUAG
Molecule: messenger RNA, 1689 nt
Organism: Effrenium voratum
Lineage: Eukaryota; Dinophyceae; Suessiales; Symbiodiniaceae
Source: the annotation of a GenBank genome assembly